Molecule: messenger RNA, 1403 nt
Organism: Penaeus monodon (black tiger shrimp)
Lineage: Eukaryota; Metazoa; Arthropoda; Malacostraca; Decapoda; Penaeidae
Exons: 2
Coding region: 180-1361 (393 amino acids)
Biological process (GO): regulation of DNA-templated transcription
Molecular function (GO): DNA-binding transcription factor activity
Source: RefSeq, a predicted model, not a curated record
CGUGACCCUGUUCAGUAGCAGUUUCGGCAAAUGCAUUGACAGCUAGAGUUGAACUGUAACGUGUUUCGACAUGUAACAACAAUACAGUCCUUGACUACAAGAGUGAUUGUAAACACAACUCACAUUACAGACGUUAUUUAUUUUAUUUUUUUGUUUUGUUUAAAACUGCAAAGAGCGGUAUGGAUCAUCACUUUGACGCAUGCCCGAAUCCCAGUGUGUGUCCUCUCCAUGGCUAUCCUUCAUGGUCUUCUGGGACGUUUUCCCAUGAGGACGUCUUAAUGGGAGGCAGAGGAGCUGCCGCAAGCACGGCGGACAGUUAUGGACAUGACACAACCAGCGUAAGCCGCAUGUCGUUGAUGGACGCGGGAACAGGAAGUGCGACUGUCUCGCCAAUAUUAAGAAGUCUUUUGCAGCCAGACCAAGGCAGCGCUUUAGAAAGAAGACAUGGCACAGUGAGUCGCCAGUGCGGAUCGACGGCCGAGCCACAUCAAGCGGUGAGAGAUCGCCGCGAUGCAGUGAUGUGGGGCGGGAGCAUGAUUGGGGAAGAAGAGAUGAUGAUGGGCAGUGGACACCCACUAGCAUACGAGGGCUCUGACUAUAUGGCUGAAGUUCCUGGGGUUAGCGGCUACAUGGCUGACCAACCAUUAGCUCCCCAGCAACCCAUUAUCAGCCCUGAAGCAGUUAGACAUCUCAGCGGCCUAGGCACUGGAAUGGAUGCCACUGGUGCUGGCGAUGGUGGGGCACAGCUGCCGCAGGAUCUGUACCAAAUGAUGAGCUCCCUGACUACAUGCCCUGACCACCGUUCUUCAUUGCCUUCUGAGGCCGCCAUUGCUAAUCCGCUCUUUCCAUCCGAGGAACCCGAUCUCCUGGACUUGGACUCCAUCAGACGGGAUGACCUCAUCGGAGCCGUCGCAGCGGUGGACCUGCCAUCCAGCGAGAGCGACGAGUUCGCAUCCUUUUCGGAUCACCUCCUGUCUGAUUUAGACACGGCCCAGGACACACAGCUGCUACGCGGACCCCAGGAUCAGCCGUUUGACCCGGCCAGAGCGGGACCUUCUUCUGAACAAGGCACUCAAGCCGUCAAGCCCAGGAGGCGACGUCCCAGAAUAUCGUACGAAUCCUUAACGGAGGACGAGAAGUACGUCCAUAUUCGAGAUAUCAACAAUGAAGCUUCUAGAACAUACCGCCGAAAAUACCGACAGUCUGUGACGAAGUUGCAAGCAGAGGAGAAGGUACUUCUGGAGGCGAACCGCGCUUUACGAGUCAAGGAAAAGGCUUUGCGCGACCUGAUGAAGCACAUGCAGAGCCUGGAAGGGAUCAUGAAGCAGAAAACAUCAGACCCUCACAACCCCGCCAAAUAGUGUACGACUGGACACCUCAAGGUUAUAUAUAAUAAAGAGCUA